Aureococcus anophagefferens is the source of this 887-nucleotide messenger RNA. RefSeq lists its product as hypothetical. Gene Ontology annotation, cellular component: cytoplasm; protein kinase CK2 complex. The transcript has 3 exons. Lineage: Eukaryota; Pelagophyceae; Pelagomonadales; Pelagomonadaceae. Gene Ontology annotation, molecular function: protein kinase regulator activity. Bases 41 to 430 code for a protein of 129 amino acids. The record is from RefSeq and is a predicted model, not a curated record.
GGGUUGAUACANCGCUCGAUACAUAAUAACCAAUCGUGGAAUGCAAGCUAUGUAUGAGAAGUUUGCAUCGGCAUCUUUUGGACGAUGUCCAAGGGCAUUCUGUUGUGGACAGCCUGCACUCCCCGUCGGACGGUCGGAUAUGCCUCGCAAUUACACCGUUCAUGUUUUCUGUCCCAUGUGCAGAGAUAUUUUUACGCCAAGAUCCUCGAGGUCUGCUUCUAUCGAUGGAGCAUAUUUUGGGACCACCUUUCCUCACCUCUUCAUGAUGACAUUUCCAGAGCUCAUCCCUCAUCAUGUGUCACAGCCAUUUGUUCCUCGUGUAUUUGGUUUCCGUAUUCACAAGAGUAGUCCUUAUCACGCUGCUAUUGUAACAAGUUCAGGUGCGAUCAAAAGACGCUCAAAAGUUUCACGUCGGGCCAAAGCAUUGUAAGCAGUUUAUAAGUGAGACGCUUUGGAUCCGUUCUGGUUCCCUCGAGACUACUACGCGGGCGCCCCGCAUUCGUUCUUAGCAAUUUACAUUUCGCACAUGUCCAAGAGGAGCGCAGCGUCUUCAGUUGGCACCAGCGCGUGCGGGCAGAGCAGGGAAAGCGACUCGUUUAAAGCCUGGUCUGAUACCUGGCUUCGGCUAGGGCUGGACCUGGGGAACUUAAUGACCCCGUCCCUAUCGUGCCGACCUGUUGGCCGGCAGCAGCUGUACAGAGAGUUUAAUCACGGGUGAUGCUCAGGUGAUGCCCAGCUCCCAACAGGCCACGCAUACGGGCCCGUGCCCAGUGGUUCCCAGCCCCAAUGCGUCUAACCUUGACGCUUGUCAGGGAAGCGCUUGCAGCAGCCCGUGGGUUUGCGCGGAGUGGCGGCGGGUGCAAAAUGGGCACACGUGGGGGGCCGUU